Messenger RNA from Theobroma umbraticum, 2082 nucleotides. It is a transcript of the gene ROT3, whose product is annotated as Cytochrome P450 superfamily protein. Gene Ontology annotation, molecular function: iron ion binding; oxidoreductase activity, acting on paired donors, with incorporation or reduction of molecular oxygen, NAD(P)H as one donor, and incorporation of one atom of oxygen; heme binding. The record is from RefSeq and is a predicted model, not a curated record. Gene Ontology annotation, biological process: sterol metabolic process; brassinosteroid biosynthetic process; multicellular organism development. NCBI's taxonomy places the organism in Eukaryota, Viridiplantae, Streptophyta, Magnoliopsida, Malvales, Malvaceae.
CAAAGAGCUUUUUCCUUAUUAUUUUUCACUUGCCAAGUAGUAUCUCUGUCUCUCUCCCUCUCCCUCCUCUUCUCUCUUUCACCUUUUCUCUACAAAGCUAGAGCUGCAUGAACUGAUCAGGUUAAUAACCCCAUGUGUAUUUGGGAACACUCUCAACUUUCCCAAAGUCUCUCAUAAAGGCAAAAGCCUUUGCAGAUUAUUGUUAGAAGUAGUCUAGGGUUUAUCAUUUGGUUGUUUUGGUGAAAGAUGGACCGGGGAAUAGGAUUGUUCAGCGUGUUGAUGGGUGCUGUCUUGGUAGGAUAUUGGUUUUGGCACAAGAAGAAGGAGAAGAAGAACAAGAAGAUGAUGAUGAUGAAGAGAAUAGGAGCAGGAGGAGAAGUAGUAGAAAAGAAGAGUGGGGUUCCUAAAGGGAGCUUGGGUUGGCCUUUCAUAGGAGAAACUCUCGACUUCAUUGCUUGUGGUUACACCUCCCGGCCUGUCAGUUUCAUGGACAAACGCAAAACCCUGCAUGGGAGGGUGUUCAAAACUCACAUCUUGGGAACACCCAUCAUUGUUUCCACCGAUCCCGACGUGAACAAGGUGGUUUUACAGAACCAUGGCAACGUUUUUAUCCCUGCUUACCCCAAAUCGAUCCGGGAGUUGCUUGGCGAACAUUCCAUCCUUCAGAUGAAUGGGAAUCUUCAGAAGAGAGUUCAUGCACUCCUCGGAGGUUUCUUGAGAUCCCCACAGCUCAAGACCCGAGUUACUAGAUACAUUGAAAACUCUGUCAAACUAACUUUGGGUUCCUGGCAAGACAUGCGGCAGAUACAUGUUCAAGAAGAAACCAAAAAGAUUACAUUCAAUGUCUUGGUAAACGUUUUGAUGAGUGUUGGUCCUGGUGAAGACUUGAACUUUCUGAAGAGAGAAUUUGAAGAAUUCAUCAAAGGCUUAAUCUGCUUACCCAUCAAAUUUCCAGGAACAAGACUAUAUAAAUCUUUGAAGGCCAAAGAAAGGUUACUGAAAAUGGUGAAAAAGAUUGUGGAGGAGAGAAAAUUGGCUAUGGAGAAAACAGACGUAAGAGGUAUGGCCAAUGACGCAGUGGACGUGCUGCUACGUUACAGGGAAGAAGCAAACGAGAAGCAAUCUCUGCCGUUGGAUUUCGUCAGUGGGAACAUAAUAGAGAUGAUGAUCCCUGGAGAAGAGACGGUUCCCAUGGCAAUGACCCUAGCUGUCAAAUUCCUCAGUGACUGCCCUGUUGCUCUCCACCAGUUGAUGGAAGAGAACAUGGAACUGAAGAAGCAGAAGAUGAUGAAUUCUGCUGAAGACUAUAGUUGGACUGACUACUUGUCUUUGCCUUUCACUCAAAAUGUGAUAAGUGAAACUCUUAGAAUGGCAAAUAUCAUCAAUGGAGUUUGGAGGAAAGCACUCAAGGAUAUAGACAUUAAAGGUUAUUUGAUACCACAGGGCUGGUGUGUCCUGGCAUCUUUCAUUUCUGUUCAUAUGGAUGAGGAAAAUUAUGAAAACCCAUAUCGUUUUUAUCCAUGGAGAUGGGAGAACCUUGGACCUGCUGUUAACAACAAUAGCUUUACACCCUUUGGAGGUGGGCAGAGGCUCUGCCCUGGUUUAGAACUGUCAAGGCUAGAACUUUCAAUCUUCCUUCACCAUCUUGUCACCAGUUAUAGAUGGGUUACUCAGGAGGAUGAAAUCAUCUACUUUCCAACUGUUAAGAUGAAGAGGAAGCUGCCAAUCACAGUCACCCCCUUAUGUAACUACCAGUAGUUUGGCCCAUCCAGGAAAGAUGUGUUCAAAAAAUAUCUAAAAAAGAAAAUAUUUUUAGUCUCAUUGGAUAGAUAUAACCAGACAGAUACUUGGAAGCUUUAUCCCCACCAAAAGGGAGCCAUUGGAAAUGGAAUUUGUACAGCUGCAAUGAUCUUUAACAAACCGAUGGGACUGUGUAUCAUGGUGUUAGUUCUCAUGUCACCAUCUUUUCUUAUAGCAGUAGAGGACCUUGGGCCCUUUUAUGGUCCUUCAAAAUUGAAUGCAAGUGGGGAUGAUAUAAUCUAACUCUUCAUGUCUGAGCUGCAAUGGAUUAAUUUUUCUUUC